This is a messenger RNA of Candidula unifasciata, 1254 nucleotides long. NCBI's taxonomy places the organism in Eukaryota, Metazoa, Mollusca, Gastropoda, Stylommatophora, Geomitridae. The record is from the annotation of a GenBank genome assembly.
AUGGCACUACGUUUUAGGCAGCGACGUACUGCAGCUCAGAUAUGUCACAUUCUUCACAGAAACCUGGCACCUAGACAGAAGAGAUGCAUUUUGACAGGAAGCAGCAUUGACCCUGCUCAUGGCCUUGGAGAUGAUCAGAGGCAGAUCCAGCAAGUGGCUCUAGAUUUUGCACAGAAUGAACUAGCUCCAAAUAUGCAACAAUGGGAUGCAGAGGAAAUCUUUCCAGUUGAGUCACUGAGGAAAGCUGCUAGUUUAGGCUUUGGGGCUGUCUACUGCAGUGACCAGUUUGGCGGUACAGGACUAAGUCGGCUGGAUGCCUCUGUGAUAUUUGAGGCUCUGGCUACAGGAUGUUGUAGUACAACAGCAUAUAUCAGCAUACAUAACAUGUGUGCCUGGAUGAUUGACAAGUUUGCUAGUGAUGACUUACGAUCAAAGUGGAUUCCUAAACUGGCAUCCAUGGAAGCGUUUGCCUCUUACUGUUUAACGGAGCCAGGAGCUGGGAGUGAUGCAGCAUCAUUGAUCACCAGUGCAAAGAAGGAUGGUCAAGACUAUGUCCUGAAUGGAGCCAAGGCAUUUAUCAGUGGGGCUGGAAAAUCUGAUGUCUAUGUUGUGAUGUGUCGCACAGGAGACCAAGGAGCCAAAGGUGUGUCUUGUAUUCUUGUCGAGAAGGGAAGCCCUGGUUUGUCUUUUGGCAAGAAAGAAAAGAAGGUUGGCUGGAACUCUCAUCCAGCAAGUAUCGUGUCUUUUGAUGACUGCCGAGUCCCUCAGAGAAACCUGGUCGGCGUUGAAGGUCAAGGGUUCAGCAUUGCCAUGAGAGGAUUAAAUGGAGGCAGGAUUAAUGUGGCAUCGUGUUCACUAGGCGCAGCGCUGGCAGCAAUACAGCAUGCUAGAGGUCACAUGAAAGUCAGGAAGCAGUUUGGGAAAACUCUGGACAGCUUUCAGUAUCUGCAGUUCCGGCUAGCAGAAAUGGCUACCCAGUUGGUAGCAUCCCGCCUAAUGGUUCGCAAUGCAGCCACAUCUCUGGACAAUAAAGACCCUAAUGCAGUGGCUUUGUGUUCUAUGGCCAAGCUGUUUGCCACUGAAGAAUGUUUCAAGAUCUGUAAUGAUGCCAUGCAGAUAUUUGGUGGCUAUGGUUACCUGAAAGAUUACCCUGUUCAACAAUACAUGAGAGACACAAGAGUCCAUUGCAUCUUAGAAGGAACAAAUGAAAUCAUGCGGUUACUUGUAGCACGAGAUAUUUUAACCGAGAGAUGA